Messenger RNA from Urocitellus parryii (Arctic ground squirrel), 438 nucleotides. It is a transcript of the gene Ly6g5c, whose product is annotated as lymphocyte antigen 6 family member G5C. Gene Ontology annotation, cellular component: external side of plasma membrane. NCBI's taxonomy places the organism in Eukaryota, Metazoa, Chordata, Mammalia, Rodentia, Sciuridae. The record is from RefSeq and is a predicted model, not a curated record.
UUCAUGGCAGGCUUUUCAGGGAGCUUGAGUCUGGGGCCUCUGAGCCUCCACAGCAUCCCCCAAUCCCUGUACAGCAUCUUCUUAAUAGUGAUGGUCAUGAUGAGCUUGGUGUUUGGUAAGCUCGUUCCUGACAAUCCGGGACCCCCUCAACCACCUCAUCUCCCCAAAUACCUGCGUUGCUAUAGAUGUCUCUUUGAAACCAAGGAGUUGGGGUGCCUUCUGGGAUCAGACAUCUGCCUCACUCCAGUUGGCAGCAGCUGCUUCACUCUGCAUAUAAAGAACAGCAGUGGUUCUGACAUCUUGGUGAAUGACUGCCGCAGCCAGGAGCAGAUGAGUGAUUGCUCAUAUACUCAUUCUUCUCCUGUGUCUGGCUUCUGGAUAUACUCUCAAUGCUGCUUCCUGGACUUCUGCAACGACCCUAAAAAUAAAGUACUCUAA